AUGGAAGGCACCGGCCGGCGGUUUGGAUUUAUCACGAUUACGUAUGUUUUUGCAGAGCUCGGCGAUGCGGCCCUGUCCAUGGUCCAGGAGGAGCUCACGUGUCGGACGGCCGCCUCCGAGUUCUUGCAGGUGGCCAAGCUGUCUGCCUCAAGAUGGUUGUCACCACAGACAUGGCCGGCACCAGCCGACGACUUGCUCGAGAAGUGUGCGCUUGAAGGGAGCGCUUGUGCAGAUCGGUGGGAAAGCAGUCGCUGCACAGCAGAUAGCCUGUUGUUGCCGCCAAUACUGCGGCAAUGCGCGGAGAUGUCGGACGUUCUUCGGCGCUGGAAUGUCUCACAUGAAGAGCCGCCGGAAGGAGUGCUGUCGGAGCGGCUUAGCGAGAUAAUGCAGGCCUUCGGCCAUUUUCUCCGUGCUCAUCAGAUCAAAGCAGAGGUUCUUGCUUUGGCGCCCACCUGGUCAGACAGGAAGGACUUAUUCGCUGGAUCAGUGGUCUCUGAGUUGGAGAACGUCUUCGGGCUUAUGCUGCGAUCAGCACUUCUUCGAUUUGCAACGCAAACACCGCUGAUCCAGUCACAUUGCGCCUGCCGGGACACCCCGGAAACAAAUUCUUUGCUCUUUGAUGCUUUCGACGAGAUCCGCACUGGCCGCCGCACGAGCUUCGGCAUCUUCCAAUGUGGCACGCUCAUCUACGAGCCCGACUAUUCCAAUGUCGCACACCUGCUGGACCUGGUAACACAUACCUCGCCACAGCGCUGCAUACCGUUGGAUGUCAUGGUUCGUGCAGCUUGCGCAUGCCGAGCCGCCGCGAAUCAGGAGGUUCGUGCCGUCCGCAAGCUACUGGAUGAGGCCGUAAACUUGAUGGCCUUGGCAACGGAUUGCUUUGAUCACACUCCUUGGACUUCGUGGACAGGACACGGUGAAGACGGCAACGACCUUCCAGCAUCCCUCUUGGGGAACGAGGUUUUCUACAACUGGGCGCGGCGUCCGUCAGCAGAGGACGACGUGCCCUGGAAGUGGGAAGUGCUUCCCACGCCGGUGCCCAGGGGAGGAGGCUUUGAUCGUUCCAUCUGCCAAUCGGAGUUGGGCACAGUGUGUGUGCACCUUGACAGUGGGAAGAUAAAUGCCCUUGGAGGAAGAGGCCUGGCACGUGGCACGCCGGCCUACUUGCUGCAGUGUGGCGAUAGCUACGGCGAGUGGCGCCGGAUCACGCUGUGGGCCAAGCUUCCACGACUAGUUGAGCAGAAAGGCACGGCAUGGAUACUUCACGUCUCCAGCUUGGCAAUCUCGAAUCUUUGGCACCUCUUGCAUGUGUUGACUCCAGCCCUGGCCGACAGUGCGUGCAAGGAGGAGUGCGAGAUAUUGAUCGAUGGCCUGAUGAUGGACCGCGAAUGGGCCGAAGGGUUGUCAGCAUCAGAUGCUCUUCGGCAAAGUUUCGCUUGGCCCUUCCUGCAGCUCCUGAGCCGAAGGACGCCCAUGCUGAUCGGAGAACCAAACAUCGGGCAGCCGCCUCAAAGAUGCUUCCAACAUGCGUAUUGGGGCUACAAGGGCGUGACGCUGUUUGGGAGGGACAAAGGCGGCUUGAGCACAUCAUCCUCUCGACUUGCAGUGGAUCGCGUGGCUGCUGGCUUCUCCACGGCGGGCGUUUCUGCAUGGAGCCAGGCUUCCAGGACGAGUCAGGAAAGCGCAACCAGCUGGCGCAUGCUGCUCAUCGAGCGACGGCCGCCUGCGAGACGCGCGCUUGUGAACAGCAAGCAAGUCGUCAGUUUGCUUCGCUCGGGCCUUCUUCGCCGCCGCGCAGCAGCUUUUUGGGCAGACUUCGCACAUGAGGAUCUGAAGUCUGAUGUACGAGGCCAAUGGCAGCUGGCAGCUUCAGCGAGCAUCCUUAUAGGUGCUCACGGAGCUGGCCUCGCUUGGGGGGCAUUCAUGUCGGUUGGAAGUGUCAUCAUUGAGCUGAUGCCUCACAUGCAGAUCCUGCACCAGCAGCUUUGCCGUGUUCAACCGGGUGAAACGAUGGCAUGGGAUGCAACGCCAAUGUAUGCGUAUGGGGGCCUGUCAACUUUAUUCGGGUUGCACCAUGCUUGCCUCAUCGGCCUGCCAACUUCUCCGGAAGCUACCAGGUCCUCCUUGGGCUCGGAGCUGGGCGCCUGGUGGUCAUCAGACGUCUUGGCGAACCUCACAGCCUUGAACCUCACCUUGCUCACUGCGUUGGAAUGCUUGGAGAUGCCGUCUGGACAAACUUGCGAGCGUUGGUCAAAAGAAGAUGCACCACACUCGCACCCGGGCGAUGCCGCAGAGGUGCCGCAAGAAGCUAUGGGUCUAACCCUGGGACCUCGACUCUCAGCAAUGGACGCACAGAACCCACAGCCAUAG
Molecule: messenger RNA, 2370 nt
Organism: Symbiodinium sp. CCMP2592
Lineage: Eukaryota; Dinophyceae; Suessiales; Symbiodiniaceae
Source: the annotation of a GenBank genome assembly